AUGCUGGACAGAGAAAAGGCCAUCUCCAUGAGUGACGAGUCAGAUUCGAAGCAGCUUGCGGUGAACGACGUGUGCAGUACCGGUAUUCGCAACACGCCAGACUCUGGCCCAGAGCUCGAUGGUCUGUCGCUGCAUACCGCUCCACAGCUUGGGUUUUAUUUCGUAAAUCAGGAUCAGCUCAAAAUCAAUUUCGAUGAGCAUAAAAUCAAAUACGAGUUGACCCCCAUGAGCGACCCUUAUCCUCAGCCGCAGACGGCCGAGCUGCGCUUGCGGGUGCCGCUGGACUACGGCACAUCCUCAGUGGAGCCGAACGGCCGCUGGGACUAUGUGAUCGUGUUCCCCAAUCCGCCAAAGCAUGUGAUCGAGGCGAGCGAUGAGCGCGACACCAUCAUCAAGCGACUACGCGGCGCCGGACUGCGACUGCGACUGUUUUACUCUGUGGGCAAGGAGCUCGUUUUCUGCAAGAUCCGAGCACCCGAGGAGCUCAUGCGGCGUGAGGCUGAGGUGCUCAAGAUGCACUUGCAGCUGGAUCCGACGGAGCUACGUCGCGCCUCGUUCAACGGUAUCCCAGAGUACGGCAUCGCGCCUUUCCCGAUCCGUGACGUGAAGCAAACGUACCGCUACUCGCCGUUCGACUACAUCUUCGCGCCUUACUUCCAAGCGCGAGACCUGCAGCACUUUUACGCCAGGAAGGGACCAAAUGGCUCGCUCUUCUCCAGUACCGACCGCAUCGGACUCAUCGAGCACAUCAUCACCAACCACCAGACAGGUGCUGGCCAAGAUAUCGAUCGUCUGGUCUACGAAGAGAUCAUUGUGGAGACUUAUCCGUUGCACGAGGAAGAGGAGAAGAUGGAUCUCAAGGAGCACUGGAUUGUAUGGAACAUGUCUCCUAUGAACCAGCCGUUCGACCGCAUCUGCCAAUACUUUGGCGUUAAAGUGGCGCUCUACUUUCUGUAUCUGGGGCACUACACUAAGUGGCUGCUGUACCCGACACUCGUGGGUAUUGUCACGGGCAUUGUGAGCUAUUCCAUCCCUCACGACAACUAUAACACUGUGUUCGCCUACGUCUCGCCUCUCUUUGGUGCCUUUAUGACCAUCUGGAUGACCAUUUACCUCGAGAACUGGAAGCGACUCAACUCACGCGAGACGUUACGCUGGGGUACAGCACAUUUCUCAGAGACAGUAAACCUCCGUCCACAAUUCUACGGUGAACGCAUCCCGUCGCCCAUGAACGGCAAGUCCACACGAUACUUCCCACCGCGUGAAAAGCUCAAGCGAGUGGCUUACAGCUGGGUCGUCAUCUCGUUCCUCAUCUUGAUUGUGUUCGUGCUGGUUUCGUCGAUUUUCAUGCUGACGUACGACCUCACGAAGGGCAAUGACUCGGACAAGCUGGUACUAGACGACUACAAGUACGGAUCUAUCGUGUCUUCAGUGGCCAAUGUUGUCCAGAUCACUAUCAUGACAAAGAUCUACAACUACGUGUCCAUCAUGCUGGUGGAUCAGGAGAAUCACCGCACCGACAUGGAAUAUGAGAACAGUCUCAUCGUCAAGACUGUGAUCUUCCAGUUUGUCAACAACUAUGCUGGUUUAUUCUACGUGGCCUUCUUGAAGGAGGGCUUUGAAGGCUGCGACAUUAGCUGCAUGCACGAGCUCGAGUACAUGCUCGCUAUUGUGUUUUGCUCUCGACUUUUCGUGGGGAAUAUCACCGAAGUGGCUAUCCCGAGGUUGUUCGUGUACUUCAGUAAGUACCGUCUACUAGGACAUUUGGAUGACUACAAGAAAUCGGAUGCCGAGCGCGAACUCUUCAUGGCGCAGUAUGACUGGCACGGUACCUUUGAUGACUACACCGAGAUGGCUCUCCAGUUCGGCUUCACGACAAUGUUUGUCGUUGCCUUCCCGUUUGCACCUCUGCUUUCGUAUGUAAACAAUUACUUUGAGAUCCGCCUGGACGCCUACCGUCUCAUUUUUGAGUCGCGCCGUCCUCGUCCGCGUAAUGUGCGAAGCAUGGGAUACUGGUAUCUGGUACUGCAGGCAUUCGCUGCCAUCUCGGUGUGUACGAACGGCGCCGUUGUCAUUUUCACGGGCGAUUUCUUUAAUCAUUUGGAAGCGUCAACUCGCGCGUGGAUGUUCUCGAUAUUCAUCGGUGGCAUGUUCCUGUUCAAAUACUUUCUCGAGGUCUGCAUCGACGACGUUCCUGAAGACGUGGCCGUGCAAAAGUACCGUCAGGAGUUCCUCAUUAGCAAGUGUUUGUACCACAUGCCCGACGACGACGUCAACUGUCCAAUUGGUGAUGACUGCGACGACCCCGAGAAUAUGCUCACCAUUGACGACGAAGACUCCACGUGA
Molecule: messenger RNA, 2346 nt
Organism: Phytophthora infestans T30-4
Lineage: Eukaryota; Oomycota; Peronosporomycetes; Peronosporales; Peronosporaceae
Product: anoctamin-like protein
Exons: 3
Coding region: 1-2346 (781 amino acids)
Biological process (GO): chloride transmembrane transport
Molecular function (GO): chloride channel activity; protein dimerization activity
Source: RefSeq, a predicted model, not a curated record